AAUGCGAAGGAAGCGCGUGCCGUCCUCUUCCUCCUCCUCCAUGCUGUCUCUCUCUCUCUCUCUCUCUCUCUCCACACCACCCCUACAGCGGUGGGACGAGUCCAAACCCGAGCACGACGGAGAGAACACACACACACACACACACACACACACAGGGAGGAACAGAGCGCGAGCAGUGAAGUGCAGUCGGUUCGGUGUUAAACACAGAGACACCGGGAGCGCGCGCACUGUGGACAUGGGUCUGUCUCUGAAGAGCUGGGUGACAAACGAGGGAGGAAAACACUGCGUGCUGGUGUGUGUGUGUUUUCAGGUUGUAUGGGUAGGUGUGAGUGUGUGGCUCUUCUGGAGGACGUUCAUGCUGUACUGCAAUGGAGCGCAGUAUUACUACUUACACAACAUGCUGGGGCUAGGACUGUGUGUGAGUCGAGCAUCAGCAUCUGUCCUGAACCUGAACUGCAGCCUCGUCUUGCUGCCUAUGUGCAGAUCCAUCCUCACCAUACUGAGGGGACAGACACAGGUGAGCAGUAGAAAAGUGCGCAGGUUGCUGGAUAAAAGUAAAACCUUCCACGUGGCGUGUGGCGUCGCUAUUUGCGUCUUCUCAGUGAUUCACGUGAGCGCUCACCUGGUGAAUGCUGUCAAUUUCUCUGUCCGAUUCUCAGACGAGUUUCCUGACCUCAAUGUAGCACAUUACCGGGGCCAGGAUCCCCGUGUCCUCAUUCUGACCACAGUUCCUGGGAUUACAGGUGUCCUAUUGGUGCUCAUUUUAUUCCUGAUGUUUACAGCGUCCUCACACAGUAUACGAGUGUGCAGCUAUGAGAUCUUCUGGUACACUCACAAUCUUUUUAUCCUCUUCUACAUCAUACUGAUGCUGCAUGUGCUGGGAGGGAUGUUGAAGUACCAGACGAACGUGGAAGCCCACCCGCCAGGCUGCAUCUUGGCCAAUCGGAUGCCUCCAACCAAUCUGACAGCAGAAGAAGAAAAGAGGGCGGAGUCAGCUAAAAGCUCACCUACAGUGUGUGGCGAAGAGGCCAAGUUUCAAGCUCACUUUCCCCAGUCGUGGUUAUGGGUCUCGGCUCCUCUCUGUUUGUACUGCGCAGAGAGAGUGUAUCGCUAUGUGAGGGGCAGCAUCCCUGUUACCGUGGUAUCUGUCACAAGGCACCCCUGUGAUGUCAUUGAGGUGUGCAUGCUGAAGAGUGGCUUUAAGCCCCGCCCAGGACAAUACAUUUUACUGAACUGCCCAAGUGUGUCAUCAUUCGAAAAUCAUGCAUUCACUCUGACUGCGUGUCCAACUCAGAACAAAGACACAUUUGGGAUUCAUAUUCGAGUGCUUGGGGACUGGACGAAAUGUUUUUCGCAGCUGUUGCUGCCUGAAGCAGAAUAUUCCGAGGUCCUUCCCAUGAUGCGUCAGCAGAGAUACCCCAAGCUGUAUGUGGACGGUCCGUUCGGCAGUCCGUCUGAGGAGGUGUUUCAUUACGAAGUGAGUGUGUGUGUGGCCGGAGGGAUCGGUGUUACACCUUUUGCCUGCAUCCUACACACUCUGCUAGGCCGCUCUUUGUGUGUGUGUGUGUGUGUAUACAACAGUGAUGACUGGUGUCGCUAUAAGCUGCAGAGACUCUACUUCGUGUGGGUCUGUCGAGAGUUGGAGUGUUUCUACUGGUUCGCUGAACUGCUGUGUAGUUUAUAUUGCAAGUUAUGGAAGGAGAAUCGUCCUGAUUUCCUGAAUAUUCGUCUCUAUCUCACUAGUACACACAGGCCGCAGAACCUCACUGAGGAAAAGUACCGCCCCCUGAGUUCCAGGCUUUUGAUUGGGCGACCCAGGUGGAAGCUUCUUUUUCAGGAAAUAGGGAAAGCCAAUAAGCAUAAGAAAGUGGGCGUGUUCUGCUGUGGCCCGAAAAGUAUCUCCAGAGAGUUGCACAAACUUUGUAACUCGUUCUCGUCUUCAACAACCGUCUUCGAGUACAACAAGGAGUCCUUCAGCUAACACGCACUGAGGGAACUUUAAAAGGAACCUCAUGGGAUAAAAACUACCGGAUGAACCGAGCUGGAUACAGAUGACUUUUCAAGAAGUUAACAAGGAUAAUAGAAGAAUAAUAUACAAACAAAGAGAUUGUUCCUGUUUUUUAUUACUGUUAAUGUAUUUAUCUGUUGGUUUGAGUAUAUAUAUAUAUAUAUAUAUAUAUAUACAUACAACUUUAGUUAGUGUUUUUAUACCUCCGUUGUAAAUUGUGAUUAUUUAAGAAUAUUAUUUUUUGUUGUUUAUUCUUCAUUAUUGUUUUUUUUUUUUUUUAAUAUAUAUAUAUAUAUACAGUUACAUCAGCAGCAGUAUUUAACUGUUUGUGAAAUUAAGAAAUCGUUUCAGAAAGAAUUUUUAGUUUCUGGUGUUUUGUUGAACUUGCGAUCCGCAGUUGGACUUUCAGGAUGUUUUUAGUAGAUUUUAUAAAUUUAAAUUAAAAAUUCAGAUUUUUAGAAGAGAAACCAAUAUUGUGCAUAAUGAAUAUUGACAUUGUAAUGAUUUUAUGGUUAAUUGCCACGUGUGUGUGUGUGUGUGUGUGUGUGUGUGUGUGUGUGUGUGUGUGUUUAGAGAAUUGCAGUGUGUGGAUUUUAUGAGCCCUUUAUUUAAUCAGUAUAUAAACAUUAUUGGUGUUUUAUUAA
This is a messenger RNA of Ictalurus punctatus (channel catfish), 2652 nucleotides long. RefSeq names its product NADPH oxidase 4. The transcript has 18 exons. The coding region runs from base 2 to 1981 and encodes 659 amino acids. The record is from RefSeq and is a predicted model, not a curated record. Gene Ontology annotation, cellular component: plasma membrane; NADPH oxidase complex. Gene Ontology annotation, biological process: defense response; superoxide anion generation. Gene Ontology annotation, molecular function: superoxide-generating NAD(P)H oxidase activity. Lineage: Eukaryota; Metazoa; Chordata; Actinopteri; Siluriformes; Ictaluridae.